This is a messenger RNA of Danio aesculapii, 3610 nucleotides long. RefSeq lists its product as uncharacterized. Lineage: Eukaryota; Metazoa; Chordata; Actinopteri; Cypriniformes; Danionidae. The coding region runs from base 185 to 2779 and encodes 864 amino acids. The record is from RefSeq and is a predicted model, not a curated record. The transcript is spliced from 7 exons.
GCGCGCAGAGUUCAGCACAGCGACUGUACAGAUGCUGAUAAACAGCGGACACCCGCGGAGAGAUUAAUCAGACGGAGGAAAAGCCCGUAAAGCGCGGACGGGAGUGAGUGAGUGAGUGUGUGUGUUAGAGAGAGAGAGAGCUGUGCUGUUCAGUGUGUGUGUAUGAGUUCGGUGUGGAGCAGCGAUGGAGCACGGAGUGGAUCUGCUGGCCAGAAUCUGCAGCGCCUCCGUGGAGAACAAAGCGCUGAGUAUGGAUGCGUCUAGAGAAGGAGGAUCAUACACUCCGAGUGUUAAUGAAGAACACAAACACACACACCUCAGGAGGAAGAAAACUGAUAUGGAUGGAGCGUCUGCGCAGAACAGUUCUUCCCAAAAGGUGAAAGACGCAGAUCUUCAGAAAUAUUCAGGCGAGCUCUUCGAUUCAGCGGCAGCGUUUUCUGACGAUUAUUUCUCGGACAGCACUUCAGACAGCGAGAGCGACGCCAGCCUGACGCCCAACCAGACCAUCCUUCAGCUGCUGGACGAGGAGCUGGACGAGGACGAGUCUGGAUCGGUCAGUUCUCUGGAGCUGGAGGGCGCAGCGGUGGAGGCGGAGGCCAAACCCGAACCGCAGAGCGCCGCAUCUGAGACAGAGGAGUGCAGUGUGCCCUCGCCCGGCGGCAUCAUUGUCAGCGCGUGUCAGAAGCGAGAUGGCGGCCGAGUCUACAACAAGAGGCACUACUGCCUAUUCUGCUCCAAACCCUACGCCAAGAUGGCGCGGCACCUGGAGAGCUCGCACGCCAACAAACCCGAGGUGGAGACGGCGCUCAGCUUUCCUAAGGGCUCCAAAGAGCGCAAGAAGCAGCUAGACUACAUACGCAAUCGCGGGAACUACGCCCACAACGCUGUGGUGAUGCAGUGCGGCAGGGGAGAGCUGGUGCCGUCAAAGCGGCCGCCCAGAGACGCGCAGGGAGAGGACUUCAUGCACUGCGCCUACUGCCAAGGGCUCUACACUAGGAAGGUGCUGUGGAGGCACAUGCGCACCUGCGGACUCAAGCCGCAGUCCAGCGCCAGCAGGCCAGGCAAGAACCGCGUGCAGUCCAUGUGCACUUACACAGGGCCGGUGCCUGCCAACAUGAGCCAGCAGCUGUGGGCCGUGAUCAGCGCCAUGAACCCCGGCCCCGUCACUGAGAUCAUCCGCAAGGACCGCGUGAUCGUCAAGAUCGGACAGCACCUGCUCAACAAAGGAGGAGUAUCGGCGCAGAACAAGCAGUACGUGCGGGAUAAGAUGCGGGAGCUGGGAAGGCUAGUUCACAACGCUCGGAAGACCACCUCCAUCAAAACGCUGCAGGACUGCGUGAAUCCUCAGAAGUUCACAGAAACCAUUGAAGCGGUGAAGAGCACCUGCGGAUUCGAGAGUGAGAGUGGGAGUUUCCGGCUGCCGUCCCUAGCUAGAAAGCUGGGCAUCUCCCUGCUAAAGGUGAGCAAGCUGCUGAAGGCGCAGGGCCUGAUCUCCAACCGCCGGCAGCAGGUGCGCUCUGCCUCCGAGUUCCAGGAGCUGCACCGGGCGCAGUGGGGGCAGCUGAUCUCCAGGGCGGCGCUGCGGAGCUCUAGAUCGCAGGACCGCAGCCCACCGCUGCUAAUGGCCUUCGUGGAGGAUGUGCAGAAGAUGCACACACACCUGCGGGGAGCAGCGGAGCGCUGGAGAGCGGAUCUGGCGCAGAGGGCCUCUGGGAAGGCCUGGACGGAGCUGGCGAAGGCGUGUCUGGCGCAGAUGAUCCUGCUGAACCGCCGGCGCGAGGGAGCCGUGUCCAGCAUGCCUGUCUCUGCCUAUCUGUCCAGAGACUCCGACCCGAUGCUGUGUGUAAACUGGACACACUCCGAGGUGGAGAACAGGCUCUGGAGCAGCCUUGGGAGCUUCACCAGGAUUAUCACCAGGGGGCGCUGUGGUCGUCCGGUUCCGGUCCUCCUUAAUCCCAGCAUGCAGUUCGCCCUGGAUCUUCUGGUGCACCACAGAGAGGAAUGCGGCGUUCCCAAAGACAACGGCUACAUGUUCGCCAGACCCGCCGCCAUGACGCACUUCCGCGGCUCAGACUGUCUGCGAGGCUUUGCUAGGAGCUGUGGCGCAGCGAGCCCGGAGAGCCUGACGUCUGGAGGCCUGAGGAUCCACAUGGGGGCGCUGCUGAGCGUCAUGGACCUGACCGACAGACAGAUGCAGGAGCUGCAGAAUGCACUCGGCCUGCAGAACACACUGCAGCCGCCCGCUAACAGAACGCUGCAGCUCGCCCGCAUCAGCAAACUCCUGCUAGCGCUGCAACAGGGGCGACUAGCAGAGUACUACGGCAGGAGCCUGGAGGAGAUCCGGGUUGAGCCGGACGAAAAGGUUGUGGUGUGGGACGAGGAGCGCAGGAGCACACAGGAGGACCUCCGCUCUCCCACCGUCAUUGGUAAGCGUGUGCAGAAGAAGCAGCCUUGGCAGCAGACGGAGGUGCAGGCUGUGGAACGCCACAUGAUGAACUUCAUCACAUCCUGUACGGUUCCCGCUAAGAGCCACUGCGAGAGCUGCUUACAGGCCGAGCCCGAGGCGCUGCGGAACCGGGACUGGAAGAGUCUGAAGUUCUUCAUCUAUAACCGCAUCACGGCCUAUAAGAGGAAUCUGCAGAGCGCCGGCAGCCUCCAGUCCCUCUGCACCGCUGUCUCUCUACAGGAGCCCUUCCUCAACUCCAGCCUUUACUCUCUGCCAGAAAUCCCCACACUGCUGCCCGAGCACUCAGAGCUCAAGACCGUUAAACCCAUAUAGAGUCAGAGCUGAAGAUCAUCAAACCCAUAUAGAGUCAUGGAUGAAGACUGUCAAACUGUUGUAGAGUUACGUCUGAAGAUCAUCAAAUCGAUAUAGUCACGUCUGAAGAUCGUCAAACCGCUAUAGUCACAUCUAAAGGUCGUCAAACUGAUAUAGUCAGGCCUGAAGAUCAUCAAACUGAGAGUCACGCCAGAAGAUCAUCAAACCGAUAUAGUCACAUCUGAAGAUCGUCAAACUGAUAUAGUCACGCCAGAAGAUCGUCAAACUGAUAUAGUCACAUCUAAAGAUCGUUAAACUGAUAUAGUCACACCAGAAGAUCGUCAAACCGCUAUAGUCACGCCAGAAGAUCGUCAAACCAUUUAUAGUCAUGUCUGAAGAUCGUCAAACUGAUAAAGUCACGUCUGAAGAUCGUCAAACUGAUAUAGUCACGUCUGAAGAUCGUCAAACCGAUAUAGUCACGUCUGAAGAUCGUCAAACCGAUAUAGUCACGUCUGAAGAUCGUCAAACUGAUAUAGUCACGUCUGAAGAUCGUCAAACUGAUAUAGUCACGUCUGAAGAUCGUCAAACUGAUAUAGUCACGUCUGAAGAUCGUCAAACCGAUAUAGUCACGUCUGAAGAUCGUCAAACUGAUAUAGUCACGUCUGAAGAUCGUCAAACCGAUAUAGUCACGUCUGAAGAUCGUCAAACCGAUAUAGUCACGUCUGAAGAUCGUCAAACUGAUAUAGUCACGUCUGAAGAUCGUCAAACCGAUAUAGUCACGUCUGAAGAUCGUCAAACCGAUAUAGUCACGUCUGAAGAUCGUCAAACUGAUAUAGUCACGUCUGAAGAUCG